Messenger RNA from Arachis duranensis, 540 nucleotides. RefSeq lists its product as uncharacterized. The transcript has a single exon. The record is from RefSeq and is a predicted model, not a curated record. NCBI's taxonomy places the organism in Eukaryota, Viridiplantae, Streptophyta, Magnoliopsida, Fabales, Fabaceae. The coding region runs from base 1 to 540 and encodes 179 amino acids.
AUGAGGUACGAUGGAACUCAAGACCCUCUAGAACACCUCACGGCCUUCGAAGCAAGGAUGAAUCUAGAGGGAGUAGGGGACGAGGUGAGGUGCCGAGCCUUUCCGGUAACCCUGGUAGGACCCGCGAUCAGAUGGUUUAACGGCCUCCCGCAAGGGUCCAUCUACGGGUUUUCGGACAUCAGUCGUGCAUUCCUAGCCCAGUUUACAACACGAAUAGCAAAGGCAAAGCACCCGAUCAACCUUCUAGGGGUAACCCAGAGACAGGGAGAGCUGACCAGAAAAUACCUGGAUCGGUUCAACGAUGAAUGCUUGGAAAUCGAUGGCCUAACCGAUUCAGUGGCCAGCCUUUGCCUGAUGAAUGGCCUCCUCAACGAGAACUUUCGAAAACACCUUACCACGAAACCAGUUUGGACGAUGCACGAGAUCCAAACGGUAGCCAAGGAGUAUAUAAACGAUGAGGAAGUCAGCCAAGUCGUGGCUGCCAAUAAACGGCAGUCCGGCUACACCAACCUCGGCAACAAGGUAACGGAGAAAGACUGA